GCAUCAGCGGUUCUGAACUGAAGAGAUCAGCCUGGAGUCUGCCUCAGUUUCUCUCACUGGCAGCCGUCGCGCGCAUCCGUGCCGGGAUACGAUAGCUUUCAUACGGGCAUUCGCUGGCAGGAGACUCGGCUCUAUUUAUCCACACUUGAAGCUUUAAAAUUGUGCUUUUAUGUGUGACGCUUAUAUUCUGACGUUUUAAUGCGUUAUCUUAUACGAUUUUAUAUAUGUAUAUUAGUAGUUGUUUGACAGUUGGGGUUAAUUGGAUGCUCACACCAUUGCCUUUUUAAAUAGGCGGAUGGUUAAAGAAUAACUUACAUUAAGUGCUAAUGGUAGCAGCACAACAGCAAAACUCAGGUUGUUUAGUCUUUUAGGUGUAAUUACGUUAUUUUUUUUUAAAGCAAAGUCGCAACGGUAUUAGACAUGAUUGUGAACAUUGUCGUGGAGUUUUUCGUGGUCAUUCUGAAAGUUCUCUGGGCCGUCGUGAUGGCCGGACUCAAGUGGCUCAUACGGCCGAAGGAGAAGAGCGUAGCGGGACAGGUGUGUUUGAUCACCGGGGCGGGCGGCGAACUUGGGCGGCUCUUCGCGAAGGAGUUCGCCCGGCGCCGGGCUACACUGGUGCUGUGGGACAUCAACAGCCACAGCAAUGAGGAGACUGCGGAGAUGGUGAGACAGAUCUACAGAGAGGAAGACAACCCGAUGUCCAAAGAGGGAGCUGUCGAUGGUGUGGAAGAGGUCCCUCCGUUUCAGCCGCAGGUGUAUACGUACGUGGUUGAUGUGGGCAAGAGGGAGAACGUGUACUCCACAGCAGAGAAAGUGCGCAGGGAGGUCGGUGAAGUGAACUUGUUGAUCAACAACGCUGGUGUUGUGUCCGGCCACCACAUGCUGGAAUGCCCCGAUGAGCUGAUCGAGAGGACCAUGGUGGUGAAUUGCCAUGCACACUUCUGGACCACCAAGGCAUUUCUUCCCAAGAUGCUAGAGAUGAACCAUGGCCACAUUGUGACAGUUGCCAGUUCACUGGGCCUUUUCAGCACAGCUGGUGUGGAGGAUUACUGCGCUAGCAAGUUCGGUGCCAUCGGUUUCCACGAGUCCCUGAGCCACGAAAUCAAGGCUUCGGAGAAGGACGGUAUCAAGAUGACGUUGGUGUGUCCUUACCUGGUGGACACGGGCAUGUUCAGAGGAUGCAGAAUAAGGAAAGAGAUUGAGCCAUUUCUCCCUCCACUGAGACCAGAGUUCUGUGUGACACAGUCCAUGAGGGCCAUCCUGACAGACCAGCCCAUGAUCUGCACACCUCGCAUUGUAUACAUGGUCAACUUUAUGAAAAGCAUUUUGCCCUUCGAAGCAAUCGUGUGCAUGUACCGGUUCCUGGGUGCAGACAAGUGCAUGUACCCCUUCCUUGCUCAGAGGAAAGAGGCGAUGAACAACAACGAGGCAAAAAACGGGAUCUAGAGGGCGCUGUUUCCAACCCGCAUGAGGAUAAGACCACUGAGAGAGCAGAAGGAAGUGAAAAGACUGAGUUUAGACUGGUGCACUUGCAUUUGGCAGAUGCAAAGGUUUACCAUAUUGUUCCUCUGGAACAAAGAAAGCUGUGUACUACACUAAGGAUUUAUUUGUUGAUUUAUGUGUUGUCUUUUUUUAAAGUUUGUUCCAUCUAUAUACUGUGUCAAUAGUUUUGAAAUCAUACAUGAGCUAUUCAGUAAUUAACUAUUUACGUAAUGUAGUCACCAGCAUUAUCUAGAGUCUGUGUGAAACUAUACAGUAUGUUACUGUACGAACAGUAAAUUCUUGUCACUUUUUUUUGUUUUGUUUGUGUGUAGACAUGCACUGUAUUUACUUUCCUCUACACUGCCAACAUUAUCUACACCGUUCAAUGUGGCACCACGCCACUGUUCCCCUAUUCGAUACAUUUAAAGGCAGAAGCAGGAGAUCAUGUGUCCGAUAGAGCCCAGUUAUGAACCAUGUGAUGUUAUAGAUUAAAUAUUUUGCAUUCCCCCCUCAUUUCUUUUUGUUGACAUCAUGAGAAGUGGGUCAAACGCUGGACUGUUUCCAGUUGCUGGUGGGAAGGAAUUUUAUUUUUUUACUCUUUAAUCUACAGACGCAUGUGGUAUUUUGUCCCACAUAUGGUAUGUAAAUGUCAAUCUAAAAGGGAUGGCCUGAUUUUCUUGUCAUUAUCAUAUUAAGUACGUUGCCCAUUUUGAACUUGUGCAUCAACUGAAAAAUACUGUUUUGGUUACAUACCUUUAUUUUAUUUUUUUUAAUAAUUGACUCAUUAUGAAAUGGGAUUGAGUAACAUGAGGAUGAAUAUGAUGCAUUUUCACAUUUGUUAAUUUAAUGCUUUUCCUUUUUGUUAUACAAACCUGAACCAUUGAGUUUCCACAGAUAUUUUGUAUGUUUAGGCAUGACAAAACACAUGAGUUUAAACUACAUUCCAAUAGGCAUGUGAUGAGCCUAAAAUCUCUACCUCUUCAUUUUUGCCAUUUGUUAACAGUAUGACAUAAAUACUCUUUGUAACUUUCCUAAAGAGUGCUCUAUAUAGGAGCACACAACAUGGUUCCAAUGUUUAGUGUCUCUACCUAACUUAAAUUAAUAAAAUGAUUUAGAUUAUU
This is a messenger RNA of Pimephales promelas (fathead minnow), 2603 nucleotides long. RefSeq names its product retinol dehydrogenase 10a (gene rdh10a). Lineage: Eukaryota; Metazoa; Chordata; Actinopteri; Cypriniformes; Leuciscidae. Gene Ontology annotation, cellular component: lipid droplet. Gene Ontology annotation, molecular function: oxidoreductase activity, acting on the CH-OH group of donors, NAD or NADP as acceptor. The record is from RefSeq and is a predicted model, not a curated record.